This is a messenger RNA of Hypanus sabinus (Atlantic stingray), 1240 nucleotides long. RefSeq names its product sialic acid synthase-like. NCBI's taxonomy places the organism in Eukaryota, Metazoa, Chordata, Chondrichthyes, Myliobatiformes, Dasyatidae. The record is from RefSeq and is a predicted model, not a curated record. The transcript has 6 exons. Gene Ontology annotation, biological process: carbohydrate biosynthetic process. Bases 41 to 1108 code for a protein of 355 amino acids. Gene Ontology annotation, molecular function: N-acylneuraminate-9-phosphate synthase activity.
UCACUUCCCCAUUUGCUGCUGCCUCCGUCCACGGGUGAAGAUGCCGCUGGAGUUCGAGCUCUGCCCCGGGCGCCCCAUCGGCGGUCCCCACCCCUGCUUCAUCAUCGCCGAGAUCGGCCAGAACCACCAGGGCGACAUAGAGAUCGCCAAGAAGAUGAUCCGCAUGGCCAAGGAAUGCGGGGCAGAUUGUGCUAAGUUCCAAAAGAGUGAGCUGGAGUACAAAUUUAACAAGGCAGCUUUGGAGAGACCUUACACAUCCCAGCACUCCUGGGGUGCCACGUAUGGUGAUCAUAAACGCUACCUGGAGUUCAGUCAUGAACAAUAUAGGGAGCUGUCAAAGUUUGCACAAGAAAUUGGUAUCUUUUUCACAGCGUCUGGCAUGGAUGAGAUGGCAGUAGAAUUUCUUCAUGAACUGAAUGUGCCUUUCUUAAAAGUUGCCUCUUUGGACACCAAUAAUUUUCCAUAUUUGGAGAAAGCUGCUAAGAAAGGGUGUCCAAUGGUCAUCUCCAGUGGGAUGCAAAGCAUGGAAAUAAUGAGGAAAGUUUACCAAACCAUGAAGACCACCAGCACCAAGUUCUGCUUCCUCCAGUGCACCAGUGCCUAUCCGCUGGAACCUGAAGAUGUUAACCUGCGUGUUAUCACAGAAUACCAAAAAGAGUUUCCAGACAUUCCUAUUGGAUACUCAGGGCAUGAGACUGGAAUAGCUAUAAGCAUAGCAGCAGUUGCUAUGGGAGCCAAAGUCCUGGAGCGUCAUGUGACCCUGGACAAAACCUUGAAGGGUAAUGACCACCAGGCUUCCCUGGAGCCAGAUGAGCUGCGAGAACUGGUCCGCUCGAUCCGCACGGUGGAGAAGGCGUUUGGCUCUCCCCUCAAACAGUUUUUGCCUUGUGAGACGGUCUGCCAUAGCAAGCUGGGGAAGUCGGUUGUAGCCAAGGUGAAUAUUCCAGCAGGAACAGUCCUGACCAUGGACAUGAUGACUGUAAAGGUCGCAGUCCCGAAAGGUGUUGAACCAAGCGACAUCUUUAACCUGGUGGGAAAGAAAGUCACAGCAAACAUAGGAGCAGAUGAAACAAUCACUGAGGACGUGAUCGGAAAGCACAACUCUUAAAAUUACACAGAGUCAAUGCCUAAAUUAAGCCAAUUAGAGCUUUAUUAAUGCCAAGUCUGGUUGUGGGGUUAUUAAUUAAUUAACAAUUUAUUAUGGAAUAAUCAAUGAAAUAAAAUGAUUUGCUGCAUCAAA